AUGGACUGGCCGUCGCCAUGGUCGGAGCUCCCGGCAGAACUCGGCGGCCUCAUCCUGCGCCUGCUGCUGUGCCACAUCGACCGUCUCCGAUUCAGGAGCGUCUGUCGCCAAUGGCGCCUGGCCGAGCGCCAGCAGCGGCGCCACCUGCCGCCGGCGCUGCCCCUCCUCUGGUUAGGCCGCCACACCUUCCUAAGCCCUGCCGGCGGCGAGCUGCGCCGCUUCCGUACGGACGACGUGGACGUGCUGCGCCGCAUGUACCCCAGCAGCCACGGCUCCUUCGACGGCUGGCUCCUGUACCAGCGUUACGGCGAGGGCUCCAAGUGUUUCUUGGUCAACCCUCUAUCCGGCGCCACCAUUGAGAUGCCACUCCGGCUUGACGACGGCGCCAGGAUCAACAUAUUCCCCAUGCGCAAGAUCAUCGUGUGCUCGCCCGACCUCGUAGCCACCAUCCUCCGGGGCAGCUCCGUCGCGUUCUGCCGGCCCGGCGCCCCUUCAUGGUCGGCUUGCCCUUCGGACGAUAACGGAAGAGGGUCGUACGUGGACGUCGCCCUGCACCGUGGGAAGCUCUACGCCCUCAACGACGAGGGCGAGCUCUUCAUUCACGAGGUCAUCGCUGCCGCCGGCGGCGGCACACCGAAGGCGUCGCACAUCGUCGAGCACGUGAUCACGCCGCAGCCUCCCGAGAAGGCAACUCGAGGAGGACCUCUGAUCUUGACGCGGCGCUACCUCGUCGAAUCUUGCGCAGACAAGCUACUCAUGGUGAAGUGGAUGGUUAUUCCUGAUCGCUAUCCUGGCAGCAGGAGGGCCUCGUCUUCCAACGCUGCUGACCGGGUCGAGCUGAAGGUAUUUGAGGCGGAUUUGGAGGGGGGUCGGUGGACGGAGGUGGACAGCUUGGACAAUGGCGAAGCUCUCUUCGUCGGCAGGGGUUGUUCCAAGGCUGUUAGGUUGGCCGGCAGUGACCGGAGAUUUCAGGAGAACUGUGUUUACGUUUUGGGCAAUGAUUUCUUCGGAUAUUGCAAUGAGGUCAUACCAAGCUAUGGUUCCUAUGACCUAGGGAGCGGCGCUGUCAGACACGUUGUCCUGGACAGAAUGCGGCUUGUAUGGCCUGUCUCGGGGAUGGAAUGGUUCUUCCCACAAGAGCAAGCUUAA
Messenger RNA from Panicum virgatum (switchgrass), 1149 nucleotides. RefSeq names its product probable F-box protein At1g44080. Gene Ontology annotation, molecular function: protein binding. The coding region runs from base 1 to 1149 and encodes 382 amino acids. The transcript has a single exon. The record is from RefSeq and is a predicted model, not a curated record. NCBI's taxonomy places the organism in Eukaryota, Viridiplantae, Streptophyta, Magnoliopsida, Poales, Poaceae.